UUCAAUGCUCCCCUGCUUCCGCUCGGUGAAACCACGCAUGUGUUGAUCCGUGCUGCAGCAACGUGCAUCAGUUCCUCUCUGACCCCAGCGCUAAUCUGCAUUCAGACUGAGGCUCCACUGCUUUCCUCAGCUGCUCCGUUCACUGUAGCUUAUUACGGGGGGGGCUUCGCCGUCUGAAGCAGUUUUUUUUUAGGGCCCUGCAAGGCUGUCAAUUCGGUUACAGACACGCCAAAAGAGAACGAACGAUACAAAAAUCCAGCUUUCGACUCACGCAUCGAUUUUGUUUUGGCUGAUUUCGCUCCACCGCACGUCCGCCUCGGGUCUAGAUUUGCAGACCCGCUACUGCUAACGUGCGUAAUGUAUCGUAGAGAGGAAACACAGUAAAUAGACGGACACGUCCAUCUGCAAUAAAGAGGAAACGAAGAUGGUGAUGAUGGCUUCGCCAAAUUUAGCCUCCAAAAGCUCGACAGCAAUGGCAAAGCCUUCCCUCCCUCUGAAGCUGUUUCUCUGGGUCUUUAUUGUCGUUAAUCUGCCAACAAGCUCCUUCCAGACCGAUGACGAUGAUGAGGUGGCUAACAAGACGUGGGUGCUGACCCCAAAAGUAUACGAGAGUGAUGUCACGCACAUCCUUAACAGCUUACUAGAUGGAUACGACAACAAACUGAGACCUGACAUCGGAGUCAAACCCACGGUGAUCCACACGGAUAUGUUUGUCAACAGCAUCGGGCCAGUAAAUGCCAUCAAUAUGGAAUACACCAUCGACAUCUUUUUUGCCCAGACUUGGUACGACAGAAGAUUAAAAUUCAACCACACAAUGAAGGUUCUGCGUCUCAACAGCAACAUGGUCGGGAAGAUUUGGAUCCCAGACACUUUUUUCCGCAACUCGAAGAAGGCCGACGCCCACUGGAUCACCACGCCCAAUCGCAUGCUUCGAAUUUGGAACGAUGGUCGGAUACUGUACACCCUCAGGUUGACAAUCGACGCCGAGUGCCAGCUUAAACUGAACAACUUCCCAAUGGAUGAGCACUCGUGUCCCCUGGAGUUUUCAAGCUAUGGCUACCCCAGAGAGGAAAUUGUGUACAAGUGGAAGAGGAGCUCAGUCGAGGUCGGGGACAUUCGCUCCUGGAGGCUCUACCAGUUCUCCUUCGUUGGCCUGAGGAACACCACAGAGAUUGUCAGGACUGUCUCAGGAGACUAUGUGGUGCUAACUGUCUUCUUUGACCUGAGCAGAAGAAUGGGCUACUUCACCAUUCAGACCUACAUCCCAUGCACCCUGAUUGUUGUCCUCUCCUGGGUCUCAUUCUGGAUCAACAAGGAUGCCGUACCUGCCAGGACAUCAUUAGGCAUCACUACUGUGCUGACCAUGACCACGCUGAGUACCAUUGCCAGGAAAUCCCUUCCAAAAGUUUCCUAUGUGACCGCCAUGGACCUGUUUGUGUCCGUCUGCUUCAUCUUUGUUUUCGCUGCACUCAUAGAGUACGGCACACUGCACUACUUUGUCAGCAACAGGAAGCCGAGCGCCAAAAAGGACAAGAAGAAGAAAAACCCGCUCCUCCGGCUCUUUUCCUCAAAGCAGACACCCACGGUAGACAUUCGCCCACGCUCAGCCACGGCCAUCCAGAUGAACAACGCCACGCACAUGCAGGAGCGGGACGAGGAGUACGGCUAUGAGUGUCUGGACGGGAAGGACUGCACCAGCUUCUUCUGCUGUUUCGAGGACUGCCGCUCAGGGGCCUGGCGGCACGGGAGGUUGCACAUCCGCGUCGCCAAGAUAGACUCAUACGCACGCAUCUUCUUCCCCACUGCGUUUGGUCUCUUCAACCUGGUCUACUGGGUCUCCUAUCUCUAUCUCUAGGUCGGGAUGUGUAUCCAGCCUCAUCACACAGCUCAUUUCAUUCUACAUGCUCUGUGCCAGCAAGGAACAUUUCCAAGGAGGGGACCCACUGCAACAAGAGAUGAUUUUAUUUCAAGCAUUUCCUUUAACUCUUCGGUUUCAAUCUCUCAGUAUUUUUGAGUCAUGUCGAUGAAAACUUUGACAGACACUGCAAAUGUUGUAGCACUACAUUUAACUGGUAUGAGGAGGUCUGUAGAUGUGUUGUGGAAGCGUUGAUUGUGUGAUCAAUUAUUAAGAGUCUUAGUUCUCUUUUAUAAUUUGAUUUUUGACUUUUUUUUUUCAAAGGGGUUUUGUACAAAUAGCUUAUUAUUGGACAACAUGCAUUCCCUCCACUGUAAAAAAAAAAGUUGAUAAAAACAGCAAAGCAAAUCUCAGAAGACAUCUUAAAAAAUAUAAAUAUGUUGUAUGAUUUGUGUUUUCUCUCACUUUACAUUCUAAAAAACAUUCAAUUUGAAGCACUUUAGUAGAGCAAUGUUAUACCGACACAUUACAGUUCAUUUGGAUGAUCAUUUAUCUUUAAUUUGAAAUGUAUAUUUAGUCCAAGUAUUGGCACAAUUAAACAUUUUCUAUGUGUGGUCAGAGAGAGAGAGAGAGAAUGCUGUUUAUGGACAAUGCUCAGCUGUACAGACACUGUAUAAAUUUUACUAUUUCAUAGUGGUUUACAUUUAUUGCAUGCACCUUUCAGGCCAAAAAUCGACAUGUUUUAUGUUAUUCUUUGUUGGCUAUGGAAACUACAAAAAAAAGAGCACUGUUGAUUAUCAUUCGAGAUUGAAAUAUAACUUUUUCUAGAAAAACUGGAAAAUCUCCCUCCUCCUAAAAAAAAAAAGUGCCCAGUUCAUCUUUUUAAGUUGAGAAGUCGUCUUUGAGUAGAAGUGGGAGCGACACAUGAUAUCAUCCCAGACGGUUGGUUUAAUGAUUUUCCCUCGCAGCCGUUAGCUUACUGUAUAGACAACACUGACCUCUCACCCCCCUCCUCCACAUUGUGUUCAAAGUGAGCAUUUGCAUAAUGACACACUGCUGUUGUGUUUUUUUUUGUUAUGCAAGCUUUCACCAGAGAAACAGCACCAAAAAGAGAGUUUGAUUUUGCAGCUUAAAAGCAAACAACAAAAAACAAAAAGGAUUUGUUUGCCCUUUACAUUAGCAGAGUGAUAACGACCGUUGCGCUUUUGCCUUAGAGUACAGGAAUUUUAACUAAUCUACUCUUCAAUGCAAACGUCAAUACAGACAACUGUCAGGAACUUUGCAAUCUCCGCAAGAGACUGUGUCAUUCCACUUUAUUGAGCAACAAAACAAAAAUGCAAAAAUAGGAAUGAAUACAAAUUACAGCUGUAAGUUAGGAGCUUCAUUUGAACAACAUUAGCUUUUUUUUUUUGUAAAGAGAAACAAUGAGAAUGUAAUAAAUGUCACUUUGUGUGGAAAUUGAUUUUACUGGCUGGGCAACAAGUCAUUGAUUUUUUUUAUUAGUUUUCACUUUUUUUCCCCCCAUUAAAAAAAAAAAGAGCUCUGAAAGCGGUUAUGUAUGGUGCAUGGAGCGCAGUGAACGCAGCGGGAGAAUCUGAAUUGCAAAUGCCGUGUAUGAUAACAUGUAACACACAUGAUUAGCAGCCCCUUACAGAUGAACCCCAACAGACACCAGUAUGCAACAAACUAAAGGCCAUGCGUCAGUAGGAUUUGUAAAGUCCAACAGGGAGAGGUGUAAAUCACGUUCUUUAUGUACAUAAAUGAUUAAAGGAAGAAAACACUCGUCUAGCCCUUGGGAUUUUGUCAAAGGGUCUAUAUUUUGUUAUUUCAGCAUUGUUACAGUAUAUCAUCAUACAGUAUCAGACUUAUUGUAUGAUGCUGGACUGACCAUAGAGGAAGCUCUGGGAUGUAAUGGGGUAUUUAUUUAUUUAUUCAUUCAUAAUGCUAUUUACUUAUUUUUUUAUUUUUUGAAUAAAAGUUGUCAUUGUUUUUGUUCAUAGAGCCCCUGAAAAGAAACACAGAAUGCUGUCACUUAUAUCAAUGAGACAUUUUUGUAGGUUUGUCAAUGGAGCUUGAGCCUAUUUAUCUUGUGUUUUCUAUGUUGUGAUCGAUGUAUACACUAAUCUCACACAGGCCUGUCACACUAUUAUAUCUGUUGAAUUAGUGAGUUACAACAUUCUCUGUUGUGCAACUUCUGAAUGGUAGACUUGAACAUUUUCAGAAGGGGGUUGGGGGGAUACAUUUAAAAAAAAAAAAGCCACCAGAGGAAGAACAUUUUGCUCGUUUGAGUUUUUCACUGCCACAACUUUUCAUUGGUCCAGAUGCUUUCCAUCAUUAAACAGCAUCAGUGAUGGUUAUGAGCGUAAUACAUUUUACCAGCUUCUCUCAUAUUUUUCCGAACUUCAUUCCCUUUUGUUGUUUAACGGUGGUCCUUGUUGUGUUCUGAAGCUGCUACUUCCUUGUCCGAACCCUGUCUUCAGUGUGCACAUCCUCUAUCUCUCACAUCUUUAGGGACACGUGUGUGUGUGUGUGUCAAUAGCAACAUAGACUUGGUCAUAAUCAGUGUCCAGUAGCUUAACGAAGUGUCCAAGAGUGAUGACAUCCUAUAAAGUGCCAAACAGACACACAUGCAAUAGAGAAUAUCAAAGUGUAUUAUCAUUUGUGAAUGCACUUCUACUGCUAAGUGCAAGACGAGACGUGUGGAGAGGUGUUUUCUAGAGGAGCUGCUACACAGGGAAUGUUAGCUUAAAGUCUCCACGGUCAUUGAAAUGUUUUUGUUCUUUUUUAUUUUCAUGUUAUAGAACCAAAAGCUUCAGAACAGCAGUUCAAAUAUAGGCCAGACGAAUCAAAAAAAAAAGAUGAUAAUUUUGAUAUCAGGGUGAAGUAGAAGACAUCUCUGCUUCAGACUGUAUCUGACUUUGUUUACAAACCCAUAACACUGCGAACCAAGCUUAUUUUCUUCUUGUUUUUUUAUGACAUUGGUGCAAAAAAAAAAUGAGGUUUUGUUUUUCCAUAACGGUUAAAGCUUGUUUAUAGUAUGUUUACUCUAUGUUUAGUGCACUCUACUGUAAAUGCAAAGAUAUCAUGGUGAAUGGAAGUUAAUGAAACAUGUUUAUAUUCAGUAGUGUGCAUGAUGAUUAUGUUUUUUCUUUUUCUUUUCUUUUUUUUCUUUUGUCAAACUGGGAUGUUUUGAAGGUUUGGAUCCAAUUCAAGCAUUGUUUCAAUUCAUUUUUAGUCCUUUGACUUGCAUUGACACGGACUUUUUAUUCCACUGUACUUACUCCAGGCAAAAGUGAUGACUUUCUUUCUUUUUGGGGACCCACAAAUGAGACUUAUAUGUGAACAGCACAUGUAGAUAUUUUCUAUUGUUAUGUACUUUGUCAAACAACAGAAAACAAAACAAACGCACUGAAACUACAGGAGCUCAGUCAAAAAGGUAUGGCAGAACAAAAUAAAUUUCAUAAUGAUCCUCAUACAUACAGUAUGUUAGUUGUUUACCAUCUAUGUAUAUUUGAGUAUUGUAUAAAAACGGGCACUGAUCCAUUCUGCUUGGGUCUGCAUAAUAUAUUAUACAUGUACUGGAAAAAAUCCUUUUCAUAAGGGAAUUGCACAUAGCUGUGGAAUUUUACAAUAAAAUGGUUGCAUUUAUCAAAGUU
Molecule: messenger RNA, 5511 nt
Organism: Labrus bergylta (ballan wrasse)
Lineage: Eukaryota; Metazoa; Chordata; Actinopteri; Labriformes; Labridae
Gene: gabrg2
Product: gamma-aminobutyric acid type A receptor subunit gamma2
Biological process (GO): chloride transmembrane transport; regulation of postsynaptic membrane potential; signal transduction
Cellular component (GO): plasma membrane; synapse; neuron projection
Molecular function (GO): inhibitory extracellular ligand-gated monoatomic ion channel activity; GABA-gated chloride ion channel activity; benzodiazepine receptor activity
Source: RefSeq, a predicted model, not a curated record